AUGCCAAUCGAAGCAACCGACGACAAAGUGGAGCUCAUUUCCCCAGAAAACCCAAACACUAAGGUUUCUGUGCUGCUCUACGGAGCCACGGUCACGUCCUGGACCAUUGAGGGCGUCGAGCAGCUGUGGCUGUCGUCGGCGGCCAAGCUGGACGGGUCCAGACCGGUCAGAGGCGGCAUCCCACUGGUGUUCCCCGUGUUCGGCAAGAGCAACGCGCCAGGGUUCGACCAGCUGCCGCAGCACGGCUUUGCGCGAAACUCCACAUGGGAGUUUCUGGGCCAGACCAAAGAAAACCCGCCAACGGUGCAGUUUGGUCUCGGGCCCGAACAGGCCAACAAGGAGGUGUACUCCAAGUGGGACAACGGCGACAACGACUUCACGCUGCUACUGACGAUCGAGCUCAAGCCAGACGCGCUCACAACAACGAUCGAGGUGGCCAACUCGGACUCCAAGCCAUGGAAGUUCAACUGGCUGUUCCACACGUACCUGGCCGUCAACGACAUCGACGACACAUUAGUGAACAAUUUGCCAGGUGAGACGUGCUACGACCAGCUGCUGGCCGAGACGUACGAGGAAAAGGCGCCGGCGAUCGAAUUCAACGGCGAGCUCGACAGAAUCUACCAAAACGUCUCGUGCGAGAAGCUGUUGCAGGUUAUCGAGUUGGGCAAGGUGGUCCACAACGUGGAGAGAAGAAACUUGCCGGACGUGGUCGUGUGGAACCCGUGGACCAACAAGGCGGCCGGCAUGGCCGACUUCGAGCCAAAGGACGGCUUCCACAAGAUGGUGUGCAUCGAGCCCGGUCACGUGCACGACUUCAUCACGCUGGAGCCAGGCGAGUCCUGGACGGCGUCGCAGAUUAUCCGAAAGGGCGACGCCAUCAAGCUCCAGGCUAUAUAG
Molecule: messenger RNA, 897 nt
Organism: Ogataea haglerorum
Lineage: Eukaryota; Fungi; Ascomycota; Pichiomycetes; Pichiales; Pichiaceae
Exons: 1
Coding region: 1-897 (298 amino acids)
Biological process (GO): carbohydrate metabolic process
Molecular function (GO): isomerase activity; carbohydrate binding
Source: RefSeq, a predicted model, not a curated record